AAAGAGGGGGAAGCGGUGAAUUUGUGCAUAGUUUUAAAUUUGUGUGUGGGACGUGCACAGUUACCUUAAAGGACGGUAUCAGAAGUGUUUACAGCUGAGUCUGACCCCAAGUCCUAAACACUGAAGAUGAACAGAACAUUAGUUGGGGUAUUUGCCCUGGUGGCUUGCUUUACAGCUGUGCACGCACUGCAGUGUUACGAAUGUGACUUUGGAGUUUUUGGUUUGUGCUCAACCUCCAAAAUAAACUGUACAACAGGACAGAGUUGUUACAAUUCCACUGGAUCCCCAAGCGCAGUUACCGGCCUGAAAAUCACUGCAAAAGGCUGUCGUAAUAAUACGCUGUGCGCGUCAACAAACAUCACCACUAACAGUUUUCUGUUUAACAUUAACUACACUAUCUCCUAUGCCUGCUGUAGUGGAGAGCUAUGCAAUGGUGGAACAACUCUGGCCUUCUCCAUGCUAACAGCCAUUGUAAUGGCUACUGUUUGGUUUGGACUCUUGUAAUAUCUUCCUUUCAGUGAAAUCCUGUAACGUUUACUAUGCACUUUGCCUUUGGAAACAACUAAUGGUUUUUAAUUUUCUCAGACUGCAGCUGUUCAAACAUAGCUUUUAUUAAAUUCAUAAUUUUUGCAUUUUUACAAACCUGGGCAUAGUAGUCAGAAUUCUUGCAUUAGAGCCCACCGAUAACCUAGACGUGCAGGUGCUGAUCCAGAAGACCUUGGCCACUGUGUGGCUAUUUCCUAAGUUAGAUUUGCGUGUCUUUCUAUUGCUGACCUGUCUUUUGGUCAGAUGAAAGCAGUUUCACUAAACUCAUGACUAGUGACAAUGAGUGGUUUAGUAAUGCUUUUUGAAAUUCAUCUUGGCACAAUCGGGUUUCCACUUUCUUGACAAUGGGUGAGGUGCAUGAAGGGGAUAUGUUGGGUUUUUUUAAUUUUAUAACUUGAUCACUUGUAUAAUUUUUAGUUAUUGGGCAACUUGUAAAAAGAAGGUAUAAGAUGUUCAAAUAAAAUUUUUGUUGAAGUGUGAA
Molecule: messenger RNA, 1027 nt
Organism: Erpetoichthys calabaricus (reedfish)
Lineage: Eukaryota; Metazoa; Chordata; Cladistia; Polypteriformes; Polypteridae
Product: sperm acrosome membrane-associated protein 4-like
Exons: 3
Coding region: 127-504 (125 amino acids)
Source: RefSeq, a predicted model, not a curated record